CGCCAGCAGAAAUGACGUCGAUAAAGUUUAGCGAACGUUGAGUCCGAACCGAGAAAAAUUCAAAAAAGAACAUCGGUGAACGCAUUGCUGUUUGGAUUCUGAAGUCGCUCUGCUCUGGCGUUAUUUGGACUGACAAUUAUAAGUUUGUUCGACUAUGCGCUGAUUGUUCUUUAAAUUUCAUUGGUUUGUCUUUCUUUUGUUUCGAGCAAAGAGAGAGAGAAGUGGGAAAGAAAGAAGAAGAUGGCGUCGAAAUUGGGGGUUUCGAGGAUAGGAAGUAGUUUCACGACACGAAUAUGCAGUCAAGUCGGACACGGCCUCACACGGAGUUACAUCUUACACACCAGAAGCUCAAUCUAUGACGGCGACGCAGGAUUCUACAGGUCUGGUGGACCACUGAUACAUCGAAUGCGGUUGGCUACGAUCAGCCAGGCGAUAUUGGAAUCCUUACAACAGCAUAGGGUGAUUCCGGAUGUGGUCGACAGCUUUGUUCCUUCGGCUCUUCUCUCGGUUGAUUACGAAAAUGAUCAUCACGCAGCACUGGGCAACACCCUCAAAUACAGCGAAGCCAAAGAUCAACCGCGAUUCACCAUAACCCCUAUCGACGAACCCGAAGUGGCGCCCUCUCCCUCUAUAUUUUCGCAAGCUCCAAAGUACACAAUCGUGAUGACGGAUCCAGAUGCAGUCGUGCAGAUCCCAGCUGCUGCCGAGAGUGCGAAGGAGACAGAGAAUGGGGCGGGGAGAGGACUCGUGCAGGGACACUUUGUGCACUUGGUGAUCUCUGGAGUGCAGCUUACUCCACUGGGAUCCACGCUUGAGCCAGCAGAGGUUGACAGUAAAAACGGUCAGCAUUUACUAGAAUACGUGCCGCCGGACGUGCCGGCCGUCAUCACCAGCUCAUCUACACAGAUCUCGUCGCCGUCGACGGUGACGAACGUCGACGGAAGCACGAGUCCGAGCCGGAGCAGCAGUGCAGGAUCAAAGACCGCGGCGCCGCCUCGGAGACAUCGAUAUGUGUUUUUACUGUUUCGGGAAGACACACGGCAGUCUCCGCGUCCGCCGGGCGCGAGGAUGCAUUGGGGAUUUGAGGAUGAGAGCACAGAAGAGAAGUUGAGCGAGACGGAUACAGCGGCGGCGCUGACGACGACGACGCGCAGGACGUCGGGGGCGAGAGAAUGGGCAAGGCUGUAUGGACUUACACUUGUCGGGGCGAAUUUCUUUUAUCUGGAAUAGAGGCUAGGUUAUCUUCCUUUCAUGUAUAUAUACACCAUCAAUCUACAGUCAUAUCUCUUGUGCAGUGCAGAGCCGUAGACUGUGAAUGCUGUAUUUCUAAAAUAGGAAUAAUUGAGCGUGAUCGACAACCACGAGCUUGGGCUUAACUUUGGAGGUGAUGUGAAUCGUGCCUGGGUUUGGUGGUAUCUGGACAUAUCCAAACGUCUUUAUUGUCAGAUGCUUACCAGAAUACAGCAGAUUCUCAUCUACUUUUCUACAGAAGAUACUGAUAUAAAAGACAAGAGUAAACAAACAACAGGAACGAGCGGGUUGUUUACAGAAGGUGUAUUAGGGCUGCCGUAGAAGGAAGAGAAAAACUCUAAAUUUGCCAGUGAACUUCGGACGCGACUCUUCUCGCACUCUCCUCGCCCGA
Messenger RNA from Myxozyma melibiosi, 1642 nucleotides. RefSeq lists its product as uncharacterized. The transcript has 5 exons. Lineage: Eukaryota; Fungi; Ascomycota; Lipomycetes; Lipomycetales; Lipomycetaceae. The record is from RefSeq and is a predicted model, not a curated record. Gene Ontology annotation, biological process: regulation of Ras protein signal transduction; regulation of proteolysis. The coding region runs from base 241 to 1230 and encodes 329 amino acids. Gene Ontology annotation, molecular function: peptidase inhibitor activity; phospholipid binding.